Messenger RNA from Anopheles nili, 441 nucleotides. RefSeq names its product ADP-ribosylation factor-like protein 2-binding protein. NCBI's taxonomy places the organism in Eukaryota, Metazoa, Arthropoda, Insecta, Diptera, Culicidae. Bases 1 to 441 code for a protein of 146 amino acids. Gene Ontology annotation, biological process: positive regulation of tyrosine phosphorylation of STAT protein; maintenance of protein location in nucleus. Gene Ontology annotation, cellular component: mitochondrial intermembrane space. The transcript is spliced from 2 exons. The record is from RefSeq and is a predicted model, not a curated record.
AUGGAUUUUGAAGAAAAUAUAAUUAAAAGGCAAAAUUCUAGUGAAUAUUUCGACACCGUAAUCGGUCACAUUGAAGAUAUUGUGAUCGGUGAAGAGUUUCAGCGUAUGGUCAAUCAGUUCAUGGAAAGUUAUUACUACGAGUUCGAACCGGGCGAGGAGAAUAAAAUUAUUUACACGGAAAUCUACCAAAAAUACACCAACAUGAUCGAGGCACAUAUCGUAGAGCAUCUGAAUCGGAAAAUGAGCUGCUUCGAUAUGGAUUUGUUUGCCAUGGAGCUGGAAAACAAAAAGACGCAACUGGAUGGAGAAAUCUUUGAGCUGCUGUACACAUUAACAGACUUUCUCGCCUUUAAGGAUAUGGUAUUGGAUUACAAAGCCUUUAAAGAAGGUGCAUACGAUGAUCUUAGCAAGGGAAUCAGCGUUACUGGUUUGCAAAAGUAG